Messenger RNA from Pecten maximus, 553 nucleotides. RefSeq names its product 40S ribosomal protein S26-like. Gene Ontology annotation, biological process: translation. Lineage: Eukaryota; Metazoa; Mollusca; Bivalvia; Pectinida; Pectinidae. The transcript is spliced from 4 exons. Gene Ontology annotation, molecular function: structural constituent of ribosome; mRNA binding. The record is from RefSeq and is a predicted model, not a curated record. Gene Ontology annotation, cellular component: ribosome; cytosolic small ribosomal subunit. Bases 84 to 515 code for a protein of 143 amino acids.
UUAUCAUUUUUACAAAUGCUUAUUUAUUUUGAUAUUAGUCUUCCGGUGUAAGGAUAUCGUUCUCUUCCGCCGAAAUCGUCAAGAUGACGUCGAAAAGGCGAAAUAACGGACGUAGUAAGAAAGGUCGUGGCCACACCAAGCAUGUCCGCUGUACAAACUGUGCCCGAUGUGUCCCCAAGGAUAAGGCCAUCAAGAAAUUUGUGAUCAGGAAUAUCGUGGAGGCCGCUGCUGUGCGUGACAUCUCCGAUGCCAGCGUAUAUGACGUGUAUGCCCUUCCUAAGCUGUAUGCUAAGCUACUGUACUGUGUGUCCUGUGCCAUCCACUCCAAGGUGGUAAGGAACCGAUCCCGUGAGGCACGCAAAGACAGGACACCCCCGCUCCGCUUCAGGCCCAUGAGGGACGGAAAUGCUCCCAGGCCAGGUGGUGCUGCCGGAGGUGGCGGCGGAGGCAGUGGCGGCGGUGGUGGCGGCGGCGGCGGCGGUGGCGGCGGCGGUGCCCCUGCUGGACCUCGUUAAGCACUGUACAACUUACAAAUAAACACUAGAGAGUGUAA